AUGGCCUCCCACUCAAGAUCAGCAUCCGCGAUGGGCGGUCACGAGAAGACGUACUUUGAGCAGCAGCGCGAGGCUCUGAUUGGCGAGAUCGCAAUGGCACGUCAUAGCUUUGAGCACGUCUUGGCCAACAUCAACAAGUUGAACCGAUCUCUCGAGGCAGUCACCGCUGUAUGGACAACAUUCCCUUUCAAGAUUGCCAAGCUAAUUGAGAUUGUUGCACAGGUCGGCAACGAAUUCUCCUCGGUCGAGGCACUAUGGUCGCAGUUCGAGAACGUCAUGGACAAAGAUGGCAAGGCUGAAGGCGAGACGGAACAGGCUUACCAGACGGAGCUCAAUGAAGAAGAAGGUGAUACUACAGUGAAGCACGAGGGGGCGUGA
Messenger RNA from Fusarium musae, 378 nucleotides. RefSeq lists its product as uncharacterized. The record is from RefSeq and is a predicted model, not a curated record. Gene Ontology annotation, cellular component: spindle microtubule; mitotic spindle pole body; mitotic spindle. Lineage: Eukaryota; Fungi; Ascomycota; Sordariomycetes; Hypocreales; Nectriaceae. The transcript has 2 exons. Bases 1 to 378 code for a protein of 125 amino acids.